Messenger RNA from Racocetra persica, 150 nucleotides. Lineage: Eukaryota; Fungi; Glomeromycota; Glomeromycetes; Diversisporales; Gigasporaceae. The record is from the annotation of a GenBank genome assembly.
GUCUUUGUAUUGCCACUAUUGUUGCAGCUCUUGUUGCUGCCAUUGCCCUUGUAGCAGCUCUUGUUGCUGCCGUUGCUCUUGUAGCUCUUGUUGCUACUGCUAUUGCCCUUGUAGCUCUUGUUGCUACUUCUGUCUUUGCAGCUCUUUCUU